AUGAGGCUUAGGGCUCUUCGGGAUGCUCUGACCGGCUGCUCGCCGCGCCUCAAGUCCAAGGUGGCGAAGGCCAAGAUGCUCGACGGGGUGCUCGACCCAUUGACCGCGGCGGCUACGGCGGCCGUGCGCUCGGCGGCUGCGAUCCCGUCUACUUCGGUGCAUGCUAGCUCCGAUGGGCUGGGGGCUGUUGACAAGUGCAGCGUCGUGAGGAACGCUAUCCACACUGUCAACCCCGUCCUCGCUUGUAUCCAGGAAAGCAAACUAUCUGAGUUAUCCACCAGUAAGGCUCGCUCGUUCUUGCCCUCCCGCCUGGGCUCUUUCGUGUCCAAAAAUGCGGAGGGUAGUAGAGGCGGGAUGGUCACCGCUUGGGACCCCAGCGUCCUCAGUCUGUCCGCGUCUUCGGCCUCCCGUUACACGCUUACUGCCUCCCUUUCUUCCACGCGGUGCGCCCUCUCCUUCCGGAUCACUAACGUCUACGCUCCCUCCGAUCAUGCGUUCACGGCGGACUUUGUCGAGGACCUCAUGUCGGUCGCAGCGGGCAUCACUGGCCCUUGGCUGGUGCUUGGGGACUUCAACCUCAUCCGCUUCCCUCACGAGAAGAAUAACCAUCGCUUUGAUGCUUCUCGUGCGGCUGUGUUCAACUCCCUCGUUAACUCUCUGGCUCUGCACGAGCUCGCCCUGUCGGAUAGGCUUUUUACUUGGACGAACAGGCGGGAUCCCCCCACCCUCGCUCGUCUGGAUCGCGUCUUCUUUGACCACGCUUGGGACGUCGCCUUCCCGGACUCGGGUCUGUCGUCUCGCCCCCGUUCUACCUCGGAUCAUGUGCCCCUAGUGGUGGAGGCCGCGACGCGGAUUCCUUCUCCUUCUCGGUUUUUCUUCGAGAAUUCUUGGCUCCGUGAUCCUCAGUUUCUCCCCUCUACCCUCUCGUCCUGGUCGAACACGGGGGCCGGUCGGUGCGCUGUGGGUUGCCUGGCAGCUCGCAAGAAAAGGUUCAGGGCCGCGGCCAAGGUUUGGAAAAGGCUACACAACUUCAUUCCUGCUUUUGAUAAUAACUGCAAAUUUGUGAUUGACCUGCUUGACUUUUGGGAGGAGUGCCACACCUUGUCCUCUGAUGAACACCAGCUCAGGAAGGACGCGUGCAUGGCCAUGGCGGCUUCGAUCCGGCGGCAGAGCGUGUACUGGAAGCAGCGCGGGAAGUGCCGGGCUGUCUGCGAGGGGGACGAGAACACCGACUUCUUCCACGCGAGCGCCUCCCACCGCCACCGCGCCAACUCGAUCCGUGUGCUCGACGUCGACGGCGCGAUGGUGUUGGACCACGCUGGCAAGGCGGCGGCCCUGCUCACGUUCUACUCCGACCUGUUGGGCAGGGCUCGGCCCGCCGUGUGGCGCUUCGACUUGGAGGCUCUCUACCGCCACGCGCCGAGGGUGGACGCGGCGGCUCUGGUCGCGCCUUUCUCGCCCAGCGAGAUUAAGGAUGCUGCGAACCUCCUCGACCGGACUAGCGCGCCAGGACCGGACGGCCUUGGCCCCGCGUUCUACCAGGCCGCCCGGAGUACGGUCGCGGGCGACCUACAGCGACUCUUCGACGCGGUUCAUGACGGCACCGCGGACCUCGACGCCAUCAACCGUGCGUACAUUGCCCUGCUGCCCAAGGGGGUGGGCGUGCCGACGCCGGGCGCUUUCCGCCAUGUCUCCCUUCAGAAUGGGGACGUGAAAAUCCUCUGUCGUGGCCUCACCUCGAGGUUGCAGAAACAGAUUGGGGGCAUCAUCAACGUCGACCAGUCGGGGUUCUUGGCGGGGAGGAGCAUCUCCGAGAACUUCGUGUAUGCCGCCGAGGUGAUCCAGUGCUGCCACAAACGGGGGGCGCCUGCCCUCGUGUUCAAGCUGGACUUCGCCAAGGCGUUCGACUCGGUCAACUGGGGGGCGCUGCGCCGAAUCCUCAUGGCGCGCGGCUUUCCCCGUCGGUGGUGCGACUGGAUGGACCUGAUCUUCUACUCCUCGCGGUCGGCUGUGCAGCUGAACGGCGUGCCCGGGCGGUGGUUCACGGUGCGCCGGGGGCUGCGGCAAGGCGACCCAUGUUCGCCCUACCUCUUCCUCAUCGUCGCCGAUGUGCUGCAACAAAUGAUCAGUCAAGACGGGGCCCUGUUCCACCCUCUCGUCGAUGGCAAGCCCCCCCUGGUGCUGCAAUAUGCCGAUGAUACGCUUGUCAUCCUCCGAGCGGACUCCGGCGCCGCGGCCCGCCUCCGCCGUAUCCUCGACGACUUUGCGGCGGCGACGGGGCUGGACAUCAACUUCGACAAAAGUACUCUGGUCCCCAUGCACGUGCCCGAGGAGGUGUUGGCGGAGACUGUUGGCGCCCUUGGCUGCGCCGUGCAAGGGUUCCCGCAAGCCUACCUGGGGCUCCCUUUGUCGUGGGAAAAGCUCUGCUUCGCCGACUUCCUACCCAUGAUCGCGAAGGUUGACAGGUACCUGGCUGGAUGGAGAGCCCGUCUUCUCUCCCCGGCCGGGCGUUUGGUCCUGAUCAACGCUGUCCUCGACGCCCUUCCCACAUAUGCUAUGGCAGCGAUGUUUCUCCCACCGGCGGUGAUCAAGGAGCUCGACUCGCUCCGUCGGGCCUUCCUCUGGAAUGCAGCCGAGCGCGCCUCCGGAGCCCAAUGCCUGGUGGCUUGGGAGCGUGUUUGCAGGACCAAGGCGGAAGGCGGGCUACGCGUCCGUGACCUCGCUACACAGAAUCGCUGCCUACUGCUCAAGAUGUUGCACCGGCUUCACGCAUCCUCCUCGCCUUCGAGAUGGGCCCUGUGGGUGUGGGCGGAGCUCGACGGCCGCUCCCUCCUCUCGCCAACAGCCAGCAGGCGCGCAGGGGAGCAUGGCCAGGCGCUGGCGCGGCUGCUCCCGCUGUACCACGGGAUCACCAGGGUGACGGUGCGCGAUGGGAGACGGACGUCCUUCUGGCUCGACUCCUGGCUCCCGUGUGGACCGCUCGCGGUGGCCCUCCCGGUGCUGCACUCGCACACGAUGAUGAAGGAGGCCACGGUGUGGCGGGUGCGUACGCGCGGCCUGGACAGUGUGCUGGUGCCCAGGCUUACCUCUGCCGGCACCGUGGAGCGGUCUACCCUUCUGGCACUGAUUGGCGAUCAUGCUACGGGGCUAGGUGACGACGAGCGCAGACCAACGCUGUGCUCAGACGCGCGUGGGAGCCUAGUCACGGCGGCCGUCUACGCCCUGGAGAGAUUUGGGGGCCUGCAGGCGUCGUUCGCGGCGUUCCUUUGGGGGUGCGCGGCUCCCUCCCGUGUUCGUUUUUUCGGGUGGCUCCUGGUCCAACGACGGGUCAACACAAGGGACGUCCUGUUGCGAAACACCAUCAUCACAGCGGAGGGAGCUUCCUGUCCGAUCUGUUCGAGCGAGCUGGAGACGGCGGAUCACAUGGUGUUCGAGUGCCCUUUCGCCCGAGCUUUCUGGGGGGCGGUGGGGGUCGAUGUGGUCGACAAAGGUUAUCAGGUGGCCGCGCUCCAGGAUCUUGACGUCCGGGGAGUGGUCGGGGAUACUGCGUGCGCUACCUUCGCUCUUCUGUGCUGCUGGCAGCUAUGGAAGCACAGGAAUGCCGUGGUCUUCCGUGGGGCGGUGCCCUCCCUCGCCCGCCUUCUAGCUUGCUGCAGGGAGGAUUCGGCCCUGUGGCGAGGGCGACUGAAAGUAGCUGAACGCGCGUGCGUCGACAGAUGGCUACAGGUGUUCUCGCACCCUGAGAGGUAG
Messenger RNA from Aegilops tauschii subsp. strangulata, 3750 nucleotides. The record is from RefSeq and is a predicted model, not a curated record. NCBI's taxonomy places the organism in Eukaryota, Viridiplantae, Streptophyta, Magnoliopsida, Poales, Poaceae.